Messenger RNA from Hymenoscyphus albidus, 1604 nucleotides. The record is from the annotation of a GenBank genome assembly. Lineage: Eukaryota; Fungi; Ascomycota; Leotiomycetes; Helotiales; Helotiaceae.
CGUGGACCUCAGAUACUCGUACGCUACGAGAGACAUCAGAAAAGAAAACGCUUCGGCUGUCAACUAUACACACGCGGAGUGACUGAGUUGCUACAAAUUUUAACGCGCUCUGUCCAAGUGGAUAGUGCAUGGGGUCUUUCGAGUCCUCCAAGGUUUGGUCCCAGCGGCCUCGUUGCAAGAAACAUACAGUCUUCACGCGUCCCUUCGACCCCCUGUGUCAAAUUUUGGUUCACUUCACAUAAGUUAUAUAUUGUACUUGUAUACUUACUUAUACAGAGUUUCUUCUGACCAUCAUGUCUAAAGCUCUACGUUUUUUCUCCCAACACUCAAAUACUCUCUCAACCCUCCCGAAUCUACCUAUACAAGCCCACCUAUCGCGAUUCUAUUCCAGCACACCUCCUCGAUCGCAGAACCGACUUCCUGCCUCCUACUACCGCGGUGGUACUUCCCGUGCCGUGAUUUUUCAUCAUUCAGAUCUGCCGCAAGAUCUUGAACAGUGGGCGCAUAUCUUUCGUGGGGUAAUUGGCCCGCCCGAUCACAAUGGCCGUCAGCUGGAUGGUCUUGGGUGGGGGAUAUCCAGUCUCUCCAAGGUUUGUGUCGUGGGUCCACCAUCACAUGCUGAUGCCGAUGUCGACUAUACUUUCGCGGCAAUCGGCGUCAGGAACUAUGAUGUGGACUAUUCGAGCAAUUGUGGCAAUAUGACAAGCGCUAUUGGACCUUUCGCAGUGGAUAGUGGUAUGUUAAAGGGCAAGCAAGAUGGCGAAGUCACCGUCAGAAUACACAACACAAAUACUAAGAAGCUUAUACACGCUACUUUUCCAGUGAUAGCAGGUGAAGCCGCUGCCAGUGGCAAUUUUGCUAUCGAUGGUGUUGAAGGGACUGCUGCCAGACUCGAGCUUGCAUUUAUUGAUCCUGCGUAAGCACUCUUGUGCAACCCCACAAUAGAGAUACUAAUGGAACGCAGUGGCUCAAAAACUGGCAAGCUUUUACCGACUGGCAACAUAAUAGAUAUCAUCGAAGACGUAGAGACGACAUGCAUUGAUUGUGGCAACCCCGCUGUCUUUCUCGAAGCGGAUUCUAUAGAUAUCGACGGGACAAUUCUCCCAGACGAGAUAGAUGCACAUCCAACCCUCCUCACGAGAUUGGAAUCAAUCCGAAGGAAAGCCUCAGUAGCGAUGGGCUUAAGUGUCGACGAACAAUCGGCGCCAGCAUCAAUUCCAAAGAUAGCCAUUGUCUCGAGGGCGAAAACACACAAACUUCUGUCUGGCAAAACCAAUGAAGUACGCUCGAUGGAUUUAAUCGUGCGUGCUUUGUCAGUAGGGCAACCACAUCGAGCUAUCCCAAUUACUGUAGCGCUCGCUACUGCUGCUGCAAACUUGGGGGGCUCGGUUGUACAAAGAAAUACUUCAUCUCAACGUGUGGACGAGGCUGGUAUAAAUAUUGGCCAUCCGACUGGAAAGAUCAUGGUUGGGGCAAGGUUCAGCGCAGAUGGUGGUUUGGAAUAUGCCACUAUUUUCAGGACCGCGAGAAGACUUAUGGACGGGUGGAUUUAUUGGAAAUGGAAAUGGGAUCUUUGGAGACCAAAAACAUCGGGUAUACUCUAG